Molecule: messenger RNA, 924 nt
Organism: Penicillium expansum
Lineage: Eukaryota; Fungi; Ascomycota; Eurotiomycetes; Eurotiales; Aspergillaceae
Exons: 2
Coding region: 1-924 (307 amino acids)
Source: RefSeq, a predicted model, not a curated record
AUGGCACCUGUCUAUCACGGCCAGUGGUCUUUCGACAGGGACACAUUCUACGUCACUUCCUCUUGCGGCCAUAUCCACCCGCGCGCGACAUACUCGGAGCUAGAUGAUAUUUUCAGUGCACCAUUGGGCGACACACGGAACAGAGCCGACCAUGAAGACCACUGGUACGAAGCCCAACUUCUCCAUUUUGGACUACCGCCGACAAAAAGCAAAGCGACAGCCAAGAUGAGAUUGAUGGAUGCCUUCCAGGACGAGACAUUAGAUAUUCCGCCGGAGAUCCUCCAAAUAGAAGCAAUCCUGGCAAGGAGCUGGAUCAAACAAGACCUGGAGGCCCGUAUCUUGGGUCCUUCAAUGCAACCUCCAAUCAAUCCUGCCAUCGCGAGGGCUAUGGCGACCAACACCACUGGAUUUGGCACUACCCAAGGGCCGGCGGGUCAUGAAGAAGGAAAAGUGUUCGGUGCAGGUGUCGCCGGUGGAACCGGUAUGCAAGGCAAUGUGCGAUCCCAGCAAAACAAGAUGCAACAACCCUACGCUCACACAAAGAAAAGGAAACACAGCAAUGGGGAUCCAUCCACCCGCCCGAUGAAGACUGCCAGAUGUCGGGGUGAAACUGGUGGAGCCGACUUGCAAGUACAGAUCCAAGUUAACCCGAACGGUGAGGACUUCUAUCAGAGAUCAACAGAUAUUGCAAACUCAGUGGGAAGCGGACGCGGACACCCGGCUCUGGACAGAGAAUUGCAGCAAAUUGCAUAUCAAACCAUGCCUCUAUCACAACAAACUACCUCUGAAAUGGGAACGCAAAUCCCUCCACCCGGGCUAAUGGACACCGACGGUGCAAAUGACUAUUGUGGAUACGGGUACAAGCCAGCGAUGCUUAAGGUUGGAUGGAGCUUCAGCGACAGAGAUGCAGUGGCCAAGGUAUGA